AUGCUACAGGAGGAGAAACCCGUGACUUCUGUGCACCAUGGACUCACGAACUUCUGCGAGAAGGCCAGAGCGCAUGACUGCGAUUUCGUAUGGUCUAAUACUUGCUGCAUCGACAAGCCGAGUACCUUGGAGCUUGACCAGUCCAUUCGUUUCAUGUUCAAAUGGCAUGGAAACUCAUGGGCGUGCGUCGUCUGCCUUGGGAAGUCGUUGGACUCUACAAGAGCUCCUCUCCUCACAUGUCAUAAAAUUCUACAGAUGGGACUGGACGCGCUCACCGACAAAAACGACAAACACGGCGAAGAUAUUAUCGUGAUUGCUAUCUCCAAAACCACGAGGAUUCCGACGAAUGAACUCAUAGGUUUCAUGUCGGGAACGUCUAUCAUGGGCAUCCUAUAG
Molecule: messenger RNA, 396 nt
Organism: Suillus clintonianus
Lineage: Eukaryota; Fungi; Basidiomycota; Agaricomycetes; Boletales; Suillaceae
Exons: 1
Coding region: 1-396 (131 amino acids)
Source: RefSeq, a predicted model, not a curated record